ACUCUCUUUCCUCUCUCUUUUCUAAACUUAAUGUUUUACUUUUUUUUUAAAUGAAAUUGGUGAAAUUAAAGAAUUGUGAAAUAUUUCUUAUUUUGGUUAUAUUAUUUUAAUAACAACAAAUAUGAAAAAUGAUUAACUGUGGGGAUUUUUCAAAGAAAAAGAAAAUAAUUUGCCGGCUUUGUGCUAAUAAAAGCGAAAAUACUAUUAAUAUUUUUGAAAUUUCAUCAGAGGGACAGAAUAUUUUGGAGAAAAUUAACAACACCUUACCGAUCAAAGUGACAGUAACCGACAGUCAUCCAAAAACAAUUUGUCCCGCCUGCUUAGAAAAACUUGAAUUAAUUCACAACUUCCUUAAAACAGUAGUAGCAGCCGAUGAAUAUUUCAUAAACGUCAGAAAUUCCACAGUUGUUCACGAAUUACCAAUAAAAGAUUCUAAGAAUGAAGAAUUAUUUUAUAGGGAACGAAUUACCAAAAGUCCAAUAAAAGUUUAUGAGCAAACAGAGCAAACAAACUUGAAAAAUGAAAUUAGAUGUCGAAUCUGCAGUACAAAGUUCCAAACGCGAAGAAAAUGUUUCCUCCACUCUGCCACACAUUCUUCAUCACUUUAUUUCCCUUGUGGACUUUGUGAAUUUUAUUCAAAAACACCAGACGAAUGGAGAAAGCAUUACAUCAAGAGUCACAAUGGUAGGCAAUGGGAACGAAGAGCAGCGAAUCAGGAAUGUUCAAUUUGCAAAAAAAAAUUUAUCACCACAAAUCGUUUGAACUUUCAUCUUCAGUUUCAUGAAAGUGCAAAUAAGGAACGAUACUGUAAAAAGUGUGAUAGGUUUUUCUCAUCUGAAUCGGUGCUUUAUCAUCAUUCACUGAUGGUGCAUGAUCAAUCCAAGGAAUUCUGUUGCGAUACUUGUGGAAGUCAAUUCAGAUCACUUGCUCAAUUGGAUACCCAUCAACGUAAACACAAAGACGAUCGUCCGUAUGAGUGUAAAAUUUGCUCUAAAGAAUUUCACUCAGCUGAUAAUUUUCGCAGACAUCAGAAAAUCCAUCUACCGAAUAAACCUUUCCAAUGCAGUCAAUGUAAUAAGACUUUUAAUCGUACUAACAGUCUGAAUAAGCAUUUGCUGAUUCAUCAAGUAGCUGAACGACGGUCAAUGAUCUGCCAAGUUUGCAAUGUCUGCAAUCAAGUUCUACUCAAUCCUUCUUCAACUGAAUCUCACAUUCAUCAUUGUGCCGAAAGUACUAUCCAAGACAGACAACUAGAGGUCAUUUAUAGGUGUGAAUACUGCCAGCAAUUUUACGCCACAAUUGCUUCGACAAAAAGCCACUCGAAAAUCCACACAGGGCCUCUUCCGUAUGUGUGUAUAAUUUGUCAGGUAACUUAUCCUACUUACAAUCAAAUAAUGGUACACAGGAAGUCUCAUAAAAGAAUAACGGAUCAGCCGCCAAAUGAUGAAGACAAUUUAACGAAAUUCUUCUUUUGCGACAAUUGCGAAAAAACAUUCGUACACUACACUAACAUGAAUCUACAUCGAAAGGUGUGUCUCAAUAGUAAACUUAUCAAGUGUCCAACCUGCCACGAUGUUUUCUACAGCAAACAAGAAUUCACAAAGCACAAAAGAAGACGUGAAAUUGGAACAAAAUUAAUCUGCGAAAUUUGCAAAAUUUCUUUCAACAAUAAAUGCUCUUUCGAAAAACACAAUACUGUCCACACUGGAAAUAAACCAAUGUUCACUUGCUCCUACUGUGAAAAGGUUUUUCAACAGAAAGCACGUCUGAAAAGUCACAUAAGAAGUCACACGGGCGAAAAACCAUUUAGCUGUGAAUAUUGCAAGAAAGAAUUUAGUUACAAAGCUGACAGGGACAAUCAUCAAAUGAUUCACAGUGGAGAACGUCGAUUUAAGUGUGAAUUGUGCGAAAAAGCAUUUAUGAAUCCUGCACGACUUCGGGAGCACAUGAUACAUCAUUCCAAUAAUCGUCCAUACAAAUGUGACUACUGUGAUCAAACUUUUAAAAAGACGAAUGCAAGGAAAAUUCAUACAUUCAUUCAUACCGGAGAGAAGCCCUAUCAGUGCGAUAUUUGUGGAAUUUCGUUUAGAAGAACGGGUGAUUUGAAUAAGCACAAAAAAUCGCGGCACAAAGAAAGAAAAUAAAAACCUAAGAAUUUAAAUAGUGUUAUAUG
Messenger RNA from Leptopilina heterotoma, 2173 nucleotides. RefSeq names its product zinc finger protein 431-like. Lineage: Eukaryota; Metazoa; Arthropoda; Insecta; Hymenoptera; Figitidae. Gene Ontology annotation, biological process: regulation of transcription by RNA polymerase II. Bases 129 to 2144 code for a protein of 671 amino acids. Gene Ontology annotation, molecular function: zinc ion binding; RNA polymerase II cis-regulatory region sequence-specific DNA binding; DNA-binding transcription factor activity. Gene Ontology annotation, cellular component: nucleus. The record is from RefSeq and is a predicted model, not a curated record. The transcript has 6 exons.